This is a messenger RNA of Symbiodinium sp. CCMP2456, 1455 nucleotides long. The record is from the annotation of a GenBank genome assembly. Lineage: Eukaryota; Dinophyceae; Suessiales; Symbiodiniaceae.
AUGGAGGCAAAGGAGAUGACCGAGGCUAUAAAGCUCAAGAAGCGCCUGGACCUGUGCAAGCAGGCCAAGACGAUCAUGCAACAAGGCGUGCAUAAAGUCAACCUGCGAGACUUGACCCUGGCGCUGAAGCUGUUCCAGGACAACAGCGUGGAUGCACCCCUGAGCUUCAAGCUUUCCGUGACACACAGGAUGUGUGUGGAAGGAUUCCACGGCCUGGUGACGAAUCCAGAGAGGGCCCGGGAAAUCUUGCACGAGUACACGAAUGUUCUCGCCAAAAUGGAGAUUUGGCGCUUGGACCAGGAUGCUUUUUUCUUGACGAGCCCUUCCUAUGGUGCUUUGAUGGCGAGCAUCCUGGACAAUGUCUUGGAGGACACUGCGGAGGACCCCGAGUCGUUGAAUUUCGACCAUGUGGACACCCCGAAGCCAAGUGGGGACACGAAGCAUGCGGUGGCGGCAUCCUACCUCUCAACCUGGGGCUGCGAUGCAUUCUUCAAGAUCGUUCGCAAGGGCUCGGACAAGAAUCCCGGGCUCUUGCACUUGUGCACAGCCUUCGACGCUGCCAUAUGUGAGGCCGAGCAUGCAGGAUCCUUGAAGCAGUUGCCGAAGCCCGUGUCAAAGGCAGUGUCCUGUGUUCGCCGCGCGCUUUGUGCGGCAUGGGUGCUGUUGGACUCUUCUGGCGACUGGCCCAUGGAGUCACUGGACUAUGUGAUCCAGCUCGGCAACCGUGCGGAUUCCGCUGUGGCCCUGGAGUCCAACCUGGGCAUCAUCCUCCGCGAGCACGACUUGUGGGCCGCGGCUUACCAAGAGUUUGUGCGCACAGCCGUGAACACCAAGGAGAUGUUGCCCCAAAUCCGUGCUGCUGUUGAGCAGAUGACACGAUCUAACGAGGAGGAUUGCUUGGACCAGAACUUCUUGGAGGCUGUGCAGCUUGUGCAGCUGGGUCGUUCCAAGCUCCGGGCGGGCACUACGGAGAAGUUGGAAGACGUGCUGCUCCCGAGAACAUUGAAGAUCGUUGAGAAGCUGUGCAGCUCGGAUGCCCGGAGUGCGGGCGUGGGUCGCAAGAUGCUCGAAAGCUUGGAUCAUUUCAUGGCCUUGAUGUCGACGCGUGAAGGCGUUGCCAACGCCCGCCGUGACCUCCAGGAGUGGAGUGUCAGCAAGGCGUCCGAGAUGGGCAAGAAUGCUCUGAUCGAUUAUGCGGCCGAGAACGCCAGUGACGAGAGGGGCCGUGAGUCUGUCGACUUGCCGCACAUCGGCGACCUCAUUCUUCGAGCCCAGCAGGCGUCUUUGGACAUCGGCGACAGCGCCGAGAUCGGACGAGAGGAGCUCGCCUUGGGCAGCUUGCUUCGCAAUGUUUUCUUGCAUCUGUCCGAUCAGGAUCCGUGGGAGGGCAAGGGGAGUUGUGUUGCGGAGUGUGAGAAGAAAAGCUCGGGGGACGCAGAACACACAGUCCAGUAA